UCUGAUAAUUCGCUCCACUGUUUGACUCGCGGAGAAAGCAUAGGCUUGACGAUUGUCGCAGAGAGUGGCUUUGUCUCACUUUUUGCUGUCCUCUUCGUGUUUGGGAUUAUCUUUCGAAAUGCACUCCAUCAUGUCCGGAAGAAAGCCGUAAAAGACUGGGAUUUUCUCCAGGAACCUGUGGAUGUAUUUAUGCUCUCUUUAUUUUUUGCGGAUCUCGUACAAGCCCUUGGUGCCGUUCUCGAUAUUAAAUGGAUAAACGAGGGGAAAGUGGAAACAGGUCCUUUCUGCACCACUCAAGGUAUCAUACAACAAUUAGGAGAAACGGGGGUAGCCAUCACCACCCUAAUCAUCGCGCUCUACACCUUUAUCGUCGUAUGGUGGCGUAAAGGCAUGAAUGCUAUUCUCAUCUCCAAGCUCGUCGUUCUUACAGUAUGGGCCUUCAUCAUUAUCAUGAUAGUCGUUGGAAACACGACUCAAGGUCCGGAUUACGAGGAACCAACACCAUACUGGUGCUGGAUAGGCGAACACCACACAGCUCUCCGAAUCAUAGGCGAAUACGUCUGGUUCUGGUUAACCUUGGGGGUAUCGAUCUUGGUAUACAUCCCUCUAUUCCUUUGGAGCCGGGGCAACAUCGCCUUUGACGACAGGUCCUGGUGGAAAUUUACCUUCCAUAGUCGGCCCGAUGAGCCUGAAAGCGAGGAAGAAAAGGCCCGCAGGCGAAACUCCCUCAACCUGAUCGCGUACCCCGUGGUCUACUCAAUCCUCGUCCUCCCUUUAAGUGUGGUCCGCUGGAUCACGUUCAAUGGCAAGAAUCAGCUCGGCUCCGCACCCAACUUAAUAGUGAUCUCGAUUUAUGGCUUGAGCGGCAUGAUGAACGUCAUUCUUCUUUUGGUGACUCGGCCUAAUUCGGUGCUAUUUGGGAGGACGGGUCGUGCGGGACGUGGUCGUGUUUCUUCACCGCGAGGAUGGAUCGGCCCUCAAGCACAUGCAAAGCAGGAUGGUGCAGAAGAGAGCAGUCAGUCAGGACGAGAUGAUGAAUCACAAAUGGGAAGGCUACCAUCCAUCGAUGUUGAAAGUAUCCCUUCACGUUAACCGUUAAAUACCAUCACCAUGUUUUCUUCUUAAUAUAUACCCCGCACUUCCCAAGUGGCUACAA
Molecule: messenger RNA, 1156 nt
Organism: Desarmillaria tabescens
Lineage: Eukaryota; Fungi; Basidiomycota; Agaricomycetes; Agaricales; Physalacriaceae
Exons: 8
Biological process (GO): adenylate cyclase-activating G protein-coupled receptor signaling pathway
Cellular component (GO): plasma membrane
Molecular function (GO): G protein-coupled receptor activity
Source: RefSeq, a predicted model, not a curated record